Messenger RNA from Seminavis robusta, 885 nucleotides. The record is from the annotation of a GenBank genome assembly. Lineage: Eukaryota; Bacillariophyta; Bacillariophyceae; Naviculales; Naviculaceae.
AUGGACUUUGCAUUUGGACCUGAACCGUGCAUGGCGAUUGGGCAUGACAUUUUGGAUAUCGGCUCUCGCAAGGCACAAGCCAAGAGGCAGCGAGGAGCCUUGGGUGAUGCCAUGAGCCCGGCUCCACUGGAGUUGGGCAUGCCUGGACAGUUCGACCUGCCCAACGUGGAGGAUCCCGCCCGCUACUGCCGCACAAACUUUGCGUCCGUUUGUGGAACAGGCGAUGAGCACCAAGCCGUGAAGUUUGCCAAGGGAACCACGACUUUGGCAUUCAAGUUCAAUGAUGGAAUCAUCAUCAGUGUCGAUUCUCGAUCCACCAUGGGCAACUACAUUUCCUCUGGAACGGUCCAAAAGAUUAUCAAGAUCAAUCCAUUCCUCUUGGGAACCAUGGCAGGAGGUGCCGCCGAUUGCUCCUUUUGGGAGCGCAACUUGGGAAUGGAAUGUCGUCUCUACGAACUCCGAAAUGGACGACGCAUCACCGUGGCGGCCGCCUCCAAAUUGCUGGCCAAUGUCAUGAGCUCCUAUCGUGGAUAUGGACUCUCCAUGGGUACCAUGGUCACCGGAUGGGAUGAAACUGGUCCUCAGUUGUACUACGUCGAUGAUGAUGGUACUCGUCUCAAGGGAAGGUACUUCUCCGUGGGAUCUGGUUCCAUGUAUGCCUACGGUGUGUUGGAUACUGGAUACAAACCAGACCUGACGGUCGAUGAAGCCAUUGAGUUGGGCACUCGAGCCAUUUACCAUGCCACUCAUCGUGAUGCCGCUUCUGGAGGUAUCAACAACUUGUACCACAUGACCAAGGAUGGAUGGAAGUUCAUUCAUGCCGUGGAUGUCAAUGAUUUGCAUUACAAGUACGCGGAGGAAAAGAAGAAUGCCAUGGCAACCUAA